UAAAUAUGUUACAUGCUUGAUAUUAGAUAUCUCAAGUCUCUUUAGAGAUGGCAAUUUUUCUAGUGGCGGACGACUUGAACAAUUUUUGCAGUCAACAAUCACCACAUGACAUAGUAACAAUAUUCCAAGUUCAACACCUGCAAAUCUCGGAGCUUGCAUAUGGAUUUAGGAAGAGUAACAUUUCAGAAUAUGAAGCGGAAGGAGUUGGCCAGCAUACGAAUGGCGAUGUUGACUGUCUAGAGCUACUAGAUAAGACUUCAACGAUCUGGCUUGAUGCAAUUGCUUUGAAUUGUUUUUCUCAAAGAAGUCUUGCCAAUAUAUGGAGAUAUGGCGGGUCCUUCUUGGGACACUAGUUUUACCAUUGUCAUUUGUUAUGCAACAGACUUCUUGUGUAACGGAUUGAGCAAGAUCAUGAAU
Messenger RNA from Arachis ipaensis, 417 nucleotides. Lineage: Eukaryota; Viridiplantae; Streptophyta; Magnoliopsida; Fabales; Fabaceae. The record is from RefSeq and is a predicted model, not a curated record.